AUGGGUUGGCUUACCAAGUUUCUCAAUGGUUCUAAUCAUAGAAUUUGGCGAGGGCAAUACAAUGGCAAGCAUGGUGAUGAUAGAAUUUGGGAUAAUCAACAUGGUUCAGUGGUGCAGGAUGAUUUGACGGAUGUCGAGAAAGAAAAUAUUGAUCGUGCUAUUGCACUUUCUCUAUCAGAGGAGGAUCUGAAAGGGAAGAAAGUUGUUGAUGAUGACUCUCGGUCUGAAGAAGACGAACAACUUUGUGAAAUUGAUGAGGAAGAUGAAAAUGUUGGUAAAGUUCGACUAGAUGAAGAUGAACUGCUAGCUAAAAUUCAGCAGGAUGAAAAUGAACGUCGUGCCAAAGAUCAACUUGAGGAAGAUGAGCUACUUGCUAAGGCAAUUGAAUUAAGUUUGAACGUUGGUUCUCCUCCUCGACAUGGCAAUGAUUCUGUAUCUCAACCUCCUCCUCACCUCUUUCCACCUGGAUUCAGAAUCUGUGCUGGAUGCAAUGCAGAGAUUGGCCACGGGAGAUUUUUAAGUUGCAUGGGAGGUGUCUGGCAUCCACAAUGCUUCUGCUGCCAUUCCUGCCAUCUGCCAAUCACUGAUUAUGAGUUUUCCAUGAAUAGCAACCGGCCUUACCAUAAAUCCUGCUACAAGGAGAAGCAUCAUCCAAGAUGCGAUGUUUGCAAGAAUUUUAUCCCGGCUAAUUCAGCUGGCCUCAUUGAGUAUAGAGCUCACCCUUUCUGGAUACAAAAAUACUGUCCAACACAUGAGCUUGACGGCACUCCUCGUUGUUGUAGCUGCGAAAGAAUGGAGCCAAAGGAUUCACAAUAUAUUUUGCUUGAUGAUGGUCGAAAGCUAUGUCUCGAGUGCCUUGACUCAGCAAUAAUGGAUAGUCAUGAAUGCCAACCUCUCUACCUUGAAAUACUAGAAUUUUAUGAAGGUUUAAAUAUGAAAUUGGAGCAGCAAGUUCCUAUGCUUUUGGUCGAGAGACAGGCACUGAAUGAAGCCAUGGAGGGAGAAAAGAAUGGUCAUCACCAUUUACCUGAAACUAGAGGACUAUGCUUGUCAGAAGAGCAGACUGUCACCACCAUUUUAAGAAGACCAAAGAUUGGGGCAGGACACCGAGUCACAGACAUGAUAACUGAGCCUUAUAGACUGACUCGUCGAUGUGAAGUGACAGCCGUACUUGUUUUGUAUGGUCUUCCUAGGUUAUUGACAGGAUCAAUCCUAGCUCAUGAGAUAAUGCAUGCAUGGCUCAGGCUUAAAGGUUAUCCGAACCUGAGUCCAGAAGUUGAAGAGGGAAUCUGCCAAGUCUUGGCUCACAUGUGGCUAGAGUCUGAGCUCUAUUCUGGAUCUGGGAAUAACAAUGCACCAUCUUCGUCUUCAUCUUCAUCAUCAUCAAUGCCACCGUCCUCUGCUGCAUCAUCAAAGAAGGGUAAACGGUCUGAUUUUGAGAAGAAAUUUGGCGAGUUUUUCAAACACCAGAUUGAGUCAGAUACCUCAUCAGCCUAUGGAGAUGGAUUCAGAUUGGGUAACAAGGCAGUACUUAAGUAUGGUCUCAAAAGUACACUUGAUCAUAUCCAUUUGACCGGAACUUUUCCGUGUUGA
This is a messenger RNA of Lathyrus sativus (Indian pea), 1593 nucleotides long. Lineage: Eukaryota; Viridiplantae; Streptophyta; Magnoliopsida; Fabales; Fabaceae. The record is from the annotation of a GenBank genome assembly.